Marmota monax (woodchuck) is the source of this 6365-nucleotide messenger RNA. It is a transcript of the gene Prpf40b, whose product is annotated as pre-mRNA processing factor 40 homolog B. Gene Ontology annotation, cellular component: U1 snRNP; U2-type prespliceosome. Gene Ontology annotation, biological process: mRNA cis splicing, via spliceosome. Gene Ontology annotation, molecular function: RNA binding; protein binding. The transcript has 26 exons. The coding region runs from base 122 to 3313 and encodes 1063 amino acids. The record is from RefSeq and is a predicted model, not a curated record. NCBI's taxonomy places the organism in Eukaryota, Metazoa, Chordata, Mammalia, Rodentia, Sciuridae.
UCCCGGCCACGAAGGGGUGCGACCCCCGACUGGCCCCGCCCUCCCGGCUACGGCCCGGCCAAUCAGAGCGGCUUUUACUGGCGGGUGGGCCGAGCUGGCCCAGCUGCUCGGAGGCUCUGGCAUGUCGGUUCCCGAUUCUGGUCCCCGGCCCCCAGCAGCGCCUGCCCCCUUCCCACCGGGGCCCCCCAUGAUGCCACCACCCUUCGAAGCUGUGUGCUUGCCUGUUAAACCCAGAGAACUCCCCAGUUACCUGUCUUUCUCAGUGAUGCCCCCUCCAGGGAUCCCCCCACCCUUUCCUCCGAUGGGGCUCCCACCCAUGAGUCAGAGACCACCAGCCAUCCCCCCCAUGCCACCUGGCAUCUUGCCCCCAAUGCUUCCACCGAUGGGGGCACCACCACCACUCACACAGAUACCAGGAAUGGUACCUCCGAUGAUGCCAGGAAUGCUGAUGCCAGCAGUGCCUGUCACUGCCGCGACGGCUCCGGGUGCGGACACCGCCAGCUCUGCUGUGGCUGGGACAGGCCCUCCGAGGGCCCUAUGGAGUGAGCAUGUGGCCCCUGAUGGGCGCAUCUACUACUACAAUGCUGAUGACAAGCAGUCCGUGUGGGAGAAGCCCAGCGUGCUCAAGUCCAAGGCGGAGCUGCUGCUGUCUCAGUGUCCCUGGAAAGAGUACAAGUCAGACACAGGCAAACCUUACUACUAUAAUAACCAGAGUCAGGAGUCCUGCUGGACCCGGCCCAAGGACCUGGAUGACCUGGAGGCUCUAGUCAAACAAGAGGCUGCAGGAAAAAUGCAACAGCCGCAGACACCACAGCCACAGCCACCUCAGCCUCAGCCUGACCCCCCACCUGCACCUCCUGGCCCCACUCCAAUGCCCAAGGGCCUCCUGGAACCUGAGCCAGGUGGGAGUGAAGAUUGUGAUGUGUCGGAGGCUGCCCAGCCCCUGGAGCAGGGGUUUCUGCAGCAGCCAGAGGAGGGCCCCAGCAGUUCUGCUGGACAGCAUCAGCUAACACAGCAAGAGGAGGAGGAAUCCAAGCCAGAACCAGAGAGGUCUGGCCUCAGUUGGAGCAACCGAGAGAAGGCAAAGCAGGCAUUCAAGGAACUGCUGAGGGACAAGGCUGUCCCCUCCAAUGCCUCAUGGGAACAGGCCAUGAAGAUGGUAGUCACAGAUCCCCGAUACAGUGCCUUGCCCAAACUAAGUGAGAAAAAGCAGGCAUUCAAUGCUUACAAGGCACAGCGGGAGAAGGAGGAGAAGGAAGAGGCCCGGCUAAGGGCCAAGGAGGCCAAGCAGACCUUACAGCAUUUCCUGGAACAGCAUGAACGCAUGACCUCCACCACCCGCUACCGGCGGGCAGAACAGACCUUUGGGGAACUGGAGGUCUGGGCUGUGGUCCCUGAGAGGGAUCGAAAAGAGGUUUAUGAUGAUGUCCUCUUCUUCCUGGCCAAGAAGGAAAAGGAACAGGCCAAGCAGCUCCGGCGCCGAAAUAUUCAGGCCCUGAAGAGCAUCCUGGAUGGAAUGAGUAGUGUCAACUUCCAGACCACAUGGUCCCAGGCACAACAAUACCUCAUGGAUAACCCCAGUUUUGCUCAGGACCAUCAACUGCAAAACAUGGACAAGGAAGAUGCCCUGAUCUGCUUUGAAGAGCACAUCCGAGCUUUGGAGAGGGAGGAGGAGGAAGAGCGGGAACGGGCCCGACUUCGGGAACGGCGCCAGCAGCGCAAGAACCGGGAGGCUUUCCAGACCUUCCUGGACGAGCUGCACGAGACAGGGCAGCUGCACUCCAUGUCCACCUGGAUGGAGCUGUACCCAGCAGUCAGCACUGAUGUCCGCUUUGCCAACAUGCUGGGCCAGCCGGGCUCUACCCCUCUGGACUUGUUCAAGUUCUAUGUGGAAGAGUUGAAGGCACGAUUUCAUGAUGAGAAGAAGAUCAUUAAGGACAUUCUUAAGGACCGGGGCUUCUGCGUGGAGGUGAAAACAGCAUUUGAAGACUUCGCCCACGUCAUAAGCUUUGACAAGAGGGCUGCUGCGCUGGACGCAGGCAACAUCAAGCUGACCUUCAAUAGUGUGAGGGGCAGGGUGGGGUGGGUCUUGGAUUUUUUUUACUCAUCCCAUUGUCUUACUCCUUCCCUUUUCACUCUUGUCCUACUGACUGUCCUGGGUUCAGGGGAUCAUGACAGAAGGCCAGACCCCAACUUUCUACCUCUUAAGGUAUGCCUGAGUGGGCCCUGGGCACUCACCCUUCUGGGUGACCUUGUUCUGCAUCUCUGUCUUCAGCUGCUGGAGAAGGCAGAGGCACGGGAGAGGGAGCGGGAAAAGGAGGAGGCACGAAGGAUGCGGCGCAGAGAAGCUGCCUUUCGAAGCAUGCUGAGGCAGGCCGUGCCUGCUCUGGAGCUGGGCACUGCGUGGGAAGAGGUCCGUGAGCGCUUUGUGUGCGACUCAGCCUUUGAGCAGAUCACCCUAGAGUCGGAAAGGAUCCGGCUCUUCCGGGAGUUCCUGCAGGUGCUGGAGCAGACUGAAUGCCAGCACCUCCACACCAAAGGCCGAAAGCAUGGCAGGAAGGGCAAGAAACACCAUCACAAGCGUUCCCACUCACCCUCUGUGAGUUGGCAGGUAGAGGGAUGUGGGGGUGAGGCUGGAUUAUUUUGGGGUACUCGACACUUCUUGUUUUUCCCUAUGUCACCUCCAUUGGAAGGAAAUUUGAGGAUUCUUUUUGGAAUUCUGGAUCCUCUUCUCUAUCCCCAAUUCACAGACAAGAGCUCUAGAGGCCAGAGAACCUCUGCAUUAACCGAUAUCUGUUUAUGUGCCCAGGGCUCCGAGUCGGAAGAGGAGGAGCUGCCCCCACCAUCCCUCCGGCCCCCCAAGCGGAGGAGGCGAAACCUCUCAGAGUCUGCCUCUGAUCCCUCAUCCUCACUUGAUUCAGUUGAAAGUGGGGGUGUUGCCCUUGGAGGACGGGGCUCCCCAUCCUCCCACCUUCUUCUUGGAUCAGAUCAUGGCCUUCGGAAAGCCAAGAAACCAAAAAAGAAAACUAAAAAGAGAAGACACAAGUCGAACAGCCCUGAGAGUGAGACAGACCCCGAGGAGAAAGCUGGCAAGGAGAGUGAAGAGAAAGAACAAGAACAAGACAAGGAUAGGGACCUUCGGCAGGCAGAGCUCCCUAAUCGCUCCCCAGGCUUUGGAGUCAAGAAGGAGAAGGGACUGAGAAGAAACUGGCAGGGAACUGAGCAGAUAGUCUGCAGAGACCACCAUGCUUCCUACCCCCCACCAAAAAACCACCUAGCUGAGAAAAGGAGAUCCAGGUCCUGGCAAGAGUAGAUGAGAAGGGAAAAUACUGCAGCCUCAUACUACGCAACGAUCUGCUGGCAGUACACUCAGCACGAGCCUAGCUCUGGCUCAUGAAGCUGACCCUGGUCCCACUCUGCCUGAAGACGGAAGUCCAGGAGGUCUGGCAACCUGGUCUUCAGCCCCACCCUUCUGGGCCCCAGACCCUGUCACCUCCAAGAUCUUCUCAUCAUCCAGUUCACUGAAGACAGUGCCACUGAUCUGAUUGGGUUUCAGUGCUGUCCAGUUGAAGACCGGCAACCGGAACUUGGUCUUGAUAGGUUUCUUAAUGCGAAUGGCUAGUUUGAAAGGAGUAUCAUUGAGGAUGGAGCCAAGGACACAUUCCCCUGAUUCUACCAGCCCUGUCCAAGGUCCUAGAGGCACUCACCUGACAGGCCCACUGUCAAUACCACAGAGGGAGCAGCUCCAGGGAGAGGUGGGGCUGGGGGACACUUGCCUAGGGGAAAAAGAAAUGGCACAGUGACCCAGGGGGUCAUGAGACUUCCUGGGCUGCCCUCUCCUCUGCCCCCCUGACCUGUCCUUACAGACUCUUAGGAGAGGAGGCGAUGUGAGUUCAGCUCAAGUCACUACCAGGAGUCCUGUCAGAGGCGGUUCAAUCUAGUCUCUGCCUCAGUUUCUCCAGCCUCUCCUUGGCUGCUUUGAAGCAGCAUUUUGAUGAUUCUUGAAACAGGCCCACCCCUGUACCAGUAACCCAGGCUUCCUUAGAUGGUAGCUCCCCAUCAGCCCUUUCUCUAACUUUGACUUGAUAGCCUUCCAUCCUUCAAAUGAUGCCAUUUCCUGGCUGCUAAAGAAGACACUGCUGACUAGGGUUUUGGCCCCACAAUGUGGCUGCCCCGCUGGGCCUAGAGAUCCUGGUUACUUACCUGGUAAAGGGGGAGGAGGCGGGGGCAAGGGAGGAGCCGGUGGUGGGGGCAGAGGAAGGGCCUCCUCGGCAGGUGGGGCUGGAGCUAGCAGGUCCAGGUCUGAGGGUGGUAUGCCCUCGCUCAGCUCUGGAGGGCCUGCUCUGGUCAGGGCCUCAACACCCAUGGGCUCCAAGCCACGAGCGCUUGGCUCCAGGUGGCAUCGGCGCUGGAAGGCCUCUUCCUUCUCCUUAAUGAGCCUCCGCAGGGUAUGCACCUGGUGGCUUGUGUUCUCAUAUGUCUCCUAUUGGGCAGAGAGUGUUAUUGAGGGAAGGAUGGGCUAGAGGCACAGCAGUCAUUACUCCUGGGAGUAAGAGAGAUUUCCUACCCAAAGGAUAGUCAAAUAAGGGUCUCGUGAGGUGCUUAGAGUAGCAGAAUUCUAGAUGGGAGAGUAAGGGAAGUUGGAGUGCAGCAGAGCAAAGGAGGUGAGUAGAAGGGCUGGCCUCCCUCUGCUGACACCAUGAAAUGUCAUUCUCUCUGCUCUGGACUGUUCUCACAGCACCUAUCCUUCAGGACCCAGGAUAAAGGAUGCUACUGUGAAAUUCUCCUUAGCUACUACCAGUCUGAUGUAGCUGCUUUCUCCAUAGCCCUUGGAGAUGUUGACAGACCUUUAUUUUAUUCAUUUAUUAUAUGUGGUGCUGAGAUUCGAACCCAGUACCUCACACAUGCUAGUUAAACGCUCUGCCACUCAAUCACAACCCCCAGCCCCCUUGGGUCUCUUUAUUGUCUUUUUUUUUAAUUUUCAAAAAAAAUUUUUUUUAGUUGUACAUGGACAAAAUUCCAUGUAUUUAUUUAUUUAUUUAUUUAUGCAUGCUGAGGAUUGAACCCAGUGCCUUACACACACCAGGCAAGUGCUUUACCACUGAGCCACAACCUCAGCCCUUCUUUAUUGCUUUUAUUUAUAAUUUGGCCCUGUGUAAUUGCUCAGUUGGAAGCCUCAUGGACAGGCUUUGUCUUAGCCAUCUUUGAACCCUCUAUAUUUCCUAAUUUGGUACUUAACAGAGGCUCAGCUCAUGAUCAUAUUCCUUGGGAAGAAAAAGGUUGGGGCAGAAUGACAACAUCAUUCUUAUUAUUUUGAUACCAGGGAUUGAAUCUAACCACUGAGCACAUUUCUAGUCCUUUUUUUAUUACUAUUUUUUUGAGACAGGGUCUUGCUAAGUUACUUAGGGCCUCUCGAAAUUGUUGAGGCUAGCUUUGAACUUGCGAUCCUCUUGCCUCAGCCUCCUGAGCUAUUACAGGUAUGCACCACCACAUCCAGUGGGGCAUGACUGUAUAACUAACAAAAAAGUGGGAGAAGGAUAAAGCAGAGAAUGAAAUAUAAGGAGCCUCUGCUUUCAUAAUUUAGGAUACUUUGUGGAUGGCUUAAAAAUCAGCUACUCCAAUCCUGAUCUGUAAGCAGGGUUGAGAAGCACGUGGAGGAAAAAGCAGCAAGAUGGGUUGGGAGGAGACUGGAAGGGACUCCAGGGGUACCUGCGGGUGCACAGUCUGCCUCUACCCUUUCCAGUAUGUCUUGUGUCUUGCCCACUUUGGUUUCAGCUUCCCUCCCAAACUAAAAAAUAGAGUGAAGUCAUCAGAACACCACCAUCUGUGUAACUCAGGGGUAAAUCAAGAUCUUUUCUUGACAUAACUCAGAAGAGCAACGUCCCAAAGCACUGGAGCCCAGGGGUGGCCAUGGCUUUCCUUCCCCAGAUUUUUUGGUACCUUGAUGCUCUCCAGCUCUUUUUCUCGUUGUAGCAGCUGCUUCUCUAGCUCUGCCACCCGCAUCAUGUUCUCAUUCUCCAGGUCCAGAAGCUUCUCUGUGAGCUGCAGGUUGGGAAUGGCAGGUUCGGGGCUGGCCCUAAAGCCUAGGCACUCAGUAUGAACUAAAGCCCAGUCAAGACCUGGGCCCAACAUUCCCACCCCAUAGGUCCCCAAAUGCAGCUUGGUUAGGUGACUUCUUUACAUCACCUCCCAAGGGCCCAAGGUCUGACCCCACAUGAAACAGCAACACAUACAAGGCAAAAUGGCAGCAGUCUGAAUGCAUGUGACUCACACCAUAGCAUAUUCUAGAGAGCCUCAGUGGAUUCUAAAGUCUUCCUGAGACUCAAUCUGGAGGCAAGUGGGUAAAUACAGGAUUUUGAAACUCA